AGUAUAAGAAUAUAACAACUAAAUUUCAAUUUAAUAUUUUCCUCAAAAAUAAACAUAGAAGUUGAAUUUAUUUGGCAUAUAUCAUUUGACAUAAAAUAUUUUAUUUUAGAAAGAUAGAUUUAUUAAUAUAUGUAAACAUACUAGUUGGUGUUUUAUUUAUAAAUAAAUACAUCCAAAAUGGCUAUUAUAGCUAAAAUUAUUAAUUAAUGAAUAUGUUAUAUAGCAUAUUAUUUUUAUUGUUUUUCUAUCUAACCGCAAUAUGAGCAACCAAAAAACGACAGAAUUACAACCGUCGAUCUAUAAUCUUAAUGGAUUCUUGCCCAUAAUAUCUCAGACAAGUAAGAUAUAUAUACAUAUAAUCUAAGUGAUAUGUGUGUGUUUUAUGUUAUUUUACUACAUAUAUCUAAUAGUGUUUUCUUUUCCUAUUUGGUUGACUACUUAAUCGCUACGAUUACGGAAGUCCAAAGAGCUGACUUUGUAUCUAUUGAAUUUUGAUGCAAUGAAAUAUUUUUCUCCAUUACCUUACCUCUUUGUUAAUUGAGGAUCCAUUUCUACCAUCUCCAUACACUUUUUAACUCAUUUCUUUAUAAUUGUAACUUGACUUAUAAGUAAUUUGGGUUGGCUCCAUUUUCUAAAAUUUCGGUUUGCUAAUUCUGUAUUAAAAUUACUGAGCUAAUACACAAAUUAACCUUAAACAUUUUUUACCAGAUAAUAAGUCAGAGCUACUGCAAGUAGAAACGCUCUCGUGUUAGAACCCUAGCUCGGCGGCCGCCAUCCCUCGCGGUCGCCGGAUCUAAUCCUGAAAGCUGUAUUGUCUCCCUUUCCCUUCUUAGAUCUCUUCUCCUCUUUCUUUUAGAGCUGCUCCAUUUGCCCGUGUGCUGAAUAUACUCUAUUAGAGCUUUUGGUUUCUCAGAUCUGUGAACCUCUUGUAGUUCUGGGUGCGUAGAGUGGUGUUUGUCGGUGGUGGUUAAGGGUUGGUCCCUUCUCCGGCCUCCAUUUGCGUCUCCUAGCGAGGUAAAAGUCUGAGCCUUGGUGUCUCUGUUGUGAUGUGGCGGUUGUGUCUACAAUCGGUUUUGGGUAGUGUUGCAAUUCUUUGUUAGGGGUUGAACCCGGUUAAUCUGUCUUGGAUUUUAGAGUUGGUCUUGGUUGGUCUUUGAUUCUGCAACGGUGAAGCAGUGAGGUGGUGUUGUUGUGAGGAGCAGUUGAAGGUUUUAGGGGUUUGAGAUGAAGACAAGUUCAGUUCAUCUCUUCACCUGCCGUGUUUUAAAGGUAUCAUAUUCUCGCCCUUUGAAUAAGUGUUGUUCCUGGUUUGCCUUUGGUUGUUCUUCCUCGGUGGCUUCAACUAGUGAAGCAAUAAAAUGAGGUCGAAGUGUGGAGGUGUCCAGAUGAAGGGGCGAUUGAAGAUGGAAUUUCACAGGUGUGGUUCCCCCUGGUUUUAUGUUUGGCCUAUAGAGUUGUGGUUUGGUUGUUGUCAUCGUGAACAAGUGGUUCAAAUGAGGUCUUUGUGCUCUGGUGUUGUCAUCUGGGACAGGAGGUUCAGAUGAGGUUUCUGUGGUUUGGUGUUGUCAUCUUGAACAGGAGGUUCAGAUGAGGUUCUGCUCUCCUUAACAAACUUUGCGUGCUCGCUUGCUCAGUUCGUAGUAAGAUCUCCGGCUAGUCAUAGACAAUUAAGUCUUUGUUCUGUUAUCCAUUGUUGUUUAACUUUUGGGUUUUUGAGGGAAUGUAAGAGUUUAGGUGAUGUUUCGGUAGUUUGAACAAGACCCGCUGUUUGGGUUAUAGCUUCCCGUGUUUGGGCUUAGUUUCCGGAGAUUUCUACGUUUUCCGCCGGCUUCAGUAUUUCACCGAUGUAUCUUUUUUACGGUAGUAAUGAAAAUUUCAGUGAAAAAAAAAAUAAGUCAGAGCUACUGUCACUGUUUUUGUUUUGGUAUUUUUCUUUAUUCCUCAAGUUAAAUUUGCAAAAAUAUCUUCUCUUUCCAAAACUAUAAAAAAAACGAAAGUCUAAACGAAGGCUACAAGUAGUUUUCAGAACAAUGGUAAGAACAAUAAUAUUAUAAAUUUUUGAUGUUAAUUUUGUGAUGUGCUAACGUUGUAGUUAAUUUUGUAGUUUACCGAAUGUUGAAUUAUUGUAUUAAAAUAUUUUAGAUUAUGACAAAAUUAAAAAAAAAUUCAACCAAUUAAACAUCAUAACUAAAAAUUAAUUGAUUUUUGUUCACUCUGCCCAUCAGUUUAUAUAUAAUUUCCAAUAACAACAAAAAAAUGGAUACUAAUUUUUUUGAAAUUUGUAAAAGAAAACCAAUGAAUAAUUCAAACUACUUUUAUAAUUGUUUAGCUACUUAUAUAUUUAUUAUAGAUUAUAAUAUUUAUAUAUUAAAAUUAAUAUAAUUAAAAUUAAAUUCUAAACAAAAAUCUCAGGCGUAACCCGGGCCUACCCUAGUAUUGAAUAGCGUGUUGUAGUGAAUCCUUAGAGCAUGUUUAUUAUAGGUCUCUUAGGUUGGUCUCUUAUCGUAAUAUAAGAUACAACCUCUUAGCUUUUAACUAAAAAAACUAAGAGACUUCUCUUAAAUAAGAGAUAUAAGAGACGACUCUUAGUUUUUUUAGUUAAAAGCUAAGAAACCGUAUCUUAUAUUACGAUAAGAAAUUCAACCUAAGAGUUCUGCAAUAAACAUGCUCAUGCUCUUAGAUGGUUAAAGAAUCUGCUUAUCACUAAUGUAUUACAAGAUCCAGACCCCCAAAAUAUUGUGAUAAAACCAGAUUACGUUUCUAACUUUAUAUUAUGUUCAUACAAUGUUUUUAAUCUCAUACAUAAUAACUGAUAUAUGCCUAGAUUCCGAAACCCGAAAAUAUAACAUACAUCUGUAUUUUUCUUCUUUAGUAGUGUGAUAAAAGAAAGAAAUCAUAUUGUAGCUAGAGUUGGUAACAAGAAUGAAAGGUUCCAUUUUACGUAGAUUUCUUGACAUACAGAAAAAUAAUAAGGAAUUGGUGGAAUUAUAAUAAAUGGAGUGAUAGGAAUCAAAUUGUUUUAUUAUAAAUCUAUUUGAGAAAACUCAUUUUUAUUAUUUCAAAUACUAAACAAAAAGAACAGAAGAAGCAUAAAAGGCUAGCAUCCAGCUAAACAAGAAGAUGGCUUCCAUAAAUACUGCGUUUAAGGCUUUGUGUUUAUCUCUCUUGUUCGUCACCGUCUCAAGUUCUUCGGCCACUGAACCAAAAGUCUUCGAUGUCCAAAGCUAUGGUGCAAAAGGCGACGGUACAGCGGAUAAUGCAAAUGCGUUUACAAAUGCGUGGAGAGAUGCAUGCGCAUGGAAGGGACGUAGCAAAGUGUAUGUACCAAAAGGAGCCUUCUAUCUUGGUGGCGUAACGUUUGCUGGACCAUGCAAUUGUCAGACUUAUUUUGUCAUCGAUGGAGUCUUAUUGGCUCCAACGAAUAACGACGACAUUAAAAAGGAGACAUGGGUGAAUUUCGCCUACAUAAACUAUCUCACCAUCUCUGGCAGCGGUACCAUCGAUGGUCAGGGAAAAGAGUCAUGGCCAUUUAAUAACUGCAACAAGAACGAUAAUUGUCCUAGACUUGCUGUGAGCAUGGGAUUUGAUUUCGUGAACAAUUCAAGGAUCGAAGGGAUAACAUCACUAAACAGUAAAGCAGGACACUUCAAUUUUUACUUCGUUGAUAAUUUCACCAUCGCCGGUGUCAACAUAACAGCUCCCGGCGAUAGCCCCAACACUGACGGGAUCAAAGUAGGCUUUUCAAGCAAUAUUAAUAUCUCGAACACUCACAUUGGCACAGGGGACGAUUGUAUCGCUAUCCUCUCUGGAAAUACAAACUUAUUUAUCUAUAACGUCACUUGUGGUCCUGGACAUGGGAUCAGUGUUGGAAGCUUGGGAAAGAACAAGGACGAGAAGAAUGUUGAGGGCUUAACGGUUAGAAAUACGGUCUUUACUGGCACUAGUGACGGUAUUAGGAUCAAGACAUGGGAAUCUUCGGCUACAGAGAUUGCAAUAUCCAACUUCCUAUAUGAGAAUAUACAAAUGAUCGAUGUUCAAAGCCCUAUAAACAUCGACCAGCAGUAUUGCCCUUACCCGCCAUGCAAAAAAAAGGGAGAUUCUCAUGUUCAGAUCCAAAACGUGACGUUAAAUAACAUUUGGGGAUCAUCGAUGAACAAAGAAGCUGUGAAAUUUCAAUGUAGCAAACUCUUUCCUUGCAAGAAUGUUCAAUUAAUUGACGUAAACUUAUCGUACAGUGGAAACGGCGGGCCCGCAACGGCGUUAUGUGAGAACAUUGAAGGUUCUGCCUCUGGCAAGAUGGCUCCACCAAAUUGUCUGAACUGAUUGGUCGAAACAACCGCCAUUUUCUUGUACAUCAUUGCGGUGUAAUACAUUAAGGGAUUAAUUUGUAAGAUAAUCAUUAGACUAUAUACCAUGGUUGAUUUAUUCAACACCCUUCUUUUCUUUCCAUUUAUUCAACGCCCCGAUUUCCCGGGAUCCGACAGGGUUACCGAAAAGGGGGUUAUCGACACGUGUUUACUCAUUUAGACAACCCUACGUGUCCCGUUACUAGUCCCAAGAGUCGACGGACGCAUAACCUUCUUUGAAAUACCGUCACACCCAUAUUCAUAUACUUCUACUUACAAUCUUGCGCACAGGGAAAUGGAAAGGGAGGAAAUGAGCAACAAGUUAUUCAGUGAAAUGACUAUAGACCAGCCUGCCCGCAAGACUCUCUAUACUACUCUAUGCGGGAACUAGGGCUGACUAGCCACUACAGUCAAUAAAUGCAACCUAACAUUUCCUAACAACAUCAUUACCAAUCAUUCACAGUUCUCUACAUUUCUAACAACCUAACGAUCACCCAAUACAAUGAUCUCACUCAUUGUCACAUACAUCAAUCCAUAGACUCUGACCGACUCAACAUACACGACCGUCUUGAACCUACGACACCAAUACGCUUUUUAUAUCCCGCUUCUCGCGGUAGGCACGUUUGACCAAGCCUCUUCUAUGGCCUAAGUAUGAGAGUCAUAUUGCAGCUAUGUGUAUUAAAUCGUUAUGAGAAUAGAUGAUUAUAGUACAAGUGGAAGAUUGUUGGGAAUGUCCUAAAAUCAUUUGUACUUACUCUUGAUAAAGUCGUAACGUCAAGGUUCGACAAUCGUAUAAUAUUAGGUGGUUAUAAUAUUUUGCUAGAAACCGCUUAUAAUUUAUGAAUUGUGAAUUCAUUGCUAAUAGUAUAUGAUCCUAUAGGGUCACACACCUAAACAAAUUGGAUCAUAAAUAUUUGGGGUUUUAUACAUUUAUUUAUAUUAUAUAUGAUAUAUAAUAUGAAUGUAAUAUUAUAUAAUUUUCAUAUGCACCUAAUGUUCAAUGGUUGCACGUGGGCUAAGCAAUUAAUGAAAAUGGGCUUAGUCUUUUAUUCUAAUGAGAUUAGAAUUAGUUACUCUCAUAUCAAUUAUACAAGGUGGCAAGGUGACUUGUUAAUUGUAAAACAAAACGUGGCCGACCAAUACCAAACCCAAAGAGACAAUAGAGUUUGUCAAGUUGUUUGAGAUUUGAUCUCGACGGUACUAGCAUCCCUUAUCGAUCCAGUUUGUAUGCGUGUGGAUACUGGUAGAGGCACGACGUUUGGAGUGCUUGAAAUCUCGACUUGGUUUAUUCAUCUUUCCCCUGCGAAUAACUAGGUAUAUUCAAAACCGUAAGAUCUAGAUUUAUUUCAGUAUUGGCAUGAGAUUCUAGGCAAACUGAAUUCAUAAGUAGAUUUAUAAAUCGUUAUAAACCGGUAUGAAUUCCAACAAUUCUAGUUAGGAGGGGUCCAAAAAAACCUCCAGACAUCAUCCAUGAAGACACUCAGUUGGAACUGUUGAGGGAUUGCGAACGACCUCACAGUUCGACGCCUUACGGAGAUGUGUCAGAAGCAUCGCCCAGGACUUGUGUUCCUUUCUGAGACGAAGAACCGAAGGCUGCUGUUGCAAAACAUUCAGGCCAACUUAGGAUUUGAUCAUUUGUUUACUGUUGAGCCAGUUGGACUCAGCGGAGGUUUAGCUUUAUUUUUUAUGGAUGAAUUACAAGUUAAUGUUUUAUUUUCGAAUAACCGUAUGAUUGACAUUGAAGCAGUCAUUGAUGGAAUAAAAGUCUAUAUGACGUUUGUUUAUGGGGACCCUGUAUUAGAGAGACGAGAUCAAGUUUGGGAACGUCUUACGCGAUUCUCAACAACAAGAAAUGGACCUUGGUUCAUGAUAGGAGAUUUUAAUGAAAUCACAUGUCAUAAUGAGAAAGAAGAAGGGAGACAACAUCCUGAUAGUUCAUUCCUCCCCUUUAAGCAGAUGCUUAACGACUGUGGGAUGCUAGAGUUUCCUUUCACGGGGGACAUGCUCUCUUGGGUAGGGAAGAGAGCAGGAGGAACAACAAUUCGAUGUCGCUUAGACAAAGCAUUAGGAAAUGCCGAUUGGCAUGAGAAGUUUUCCCACUCGACUGUGAAGUAUAUGAGGUUAUGGGGAUCAGACCAUAGCCCGAUUCUUGCAGACAUACUCAUAAAGCCAACGAGAAAAUAAAAAAAAUUCAAAUUCGACAGAAGAUGGCUAGACAAUGAGGAACUAAGGCAAGUCAUUCUGGAGGGAUGAAAAUCUCCUGAUCUUCCCCCCAAUGCGACUAUAAUGGAACAUAUCUCCAGCUGCCGAAAAGCCUUGAGUGACUGGAGGAAACAACACAAUAUUAACUCGGCGAAGCUAGUGGAGGAGCUCAAGGAGAAAGUCAAGGGUUUAUACGCAGGCGAUAAUGCGAUGACUGAGGAAAUUGCAGCAGCGUUGAAGGAACUCUCGGAUGCUCUUAAAGCAGAAGAAAUGUUCUGGAUACAGAAGAGUAGAGUGUUUUGGCUGAGAGAGGAAGAUAAAAAUACAAAAUUCUUCCAUGCCUUAACGAAGCAGAGGAGAGCAAGGAACAAAAUCACGCAGCUACUGGAUGCAAAUGGUAACAUAGUUGAGGACGAGGAAGGUCUGGUAGCAAUUGCUACUGAUACCACUCAAAUUACCCUAAGGAGUGAAUUACUCUCUCAAAUAAGAGGUUCAGUUGCAGUACUUAGGGAUCGAAUCCACAAGGAGCUAGGGAACCUAUUAAAUAUACUCAAGUUAUUAAUUCUAGGUGUUUGUUGUUUUAUGGUUUAAAAGUAAAUAGCAAUCCUAAUUGAGCAAGUCUAUUGCUCGACUAACAAGAUGAUUGGGGGUGUAACUUUAUUGGAAGAUAUUAGAUGCAUGGUUUCUAUUCAGG
Brassica napus (rape) is the source of this 7242-nucleotide messenger RNA. Its product is annotated as exopolygalacturonase-like. The record is from RefSeq and is a predicted model, not a curated record. Gene Ontology annotation, biological process: carbohydrate metabolic process. Gene Ontology annotation, molecular function: polygalacturonase activity. The transcript is spliced from 4 exons. Bases 3121 to 4323 code for a protein of 400 amino acids. Lineage: Eukaryota; Viridiplantae; Streptophyta; Magnoliopsida; Brassicales; Brassicaceae.